Naegleria fowleri is the source of this 405-nucleotide messenger RNA. RefSeq lists its product as uncharacterized. The transcript has a single exon. Gene Ontology annotation, biological process: positive regulation of DNA-templated transcription; regulation of transcription by RNA polymerase II; poly(A)+ mRNA export from nucleus. The coding region runs from base 1 to 405 and encodes 134 amino acids. Lineage: Eukaryota; Heterolobosea; Eutetramitea; Acrasida; Naegleriidae. The record is from RefSeq and is a predicted model, not a curated record. Gene Ontology annotation, molecular function: chromatin binding; transcription coactivator activity. Gene Ontology annotation, cellular component: nuclear pore; DUBm complex; SAGA complex.
AUGCAGAGACCUACUUCGGGAGGCUCGCAGCAACAUCAAACAGAUCAUCAUGCUGCUUCGGGAUCAUCAGAGAACUCUAUUACCUACGAAGAGAAUAUAAUCUAUGAAAAAUUAAAAAAUAGUGGAGAAUUGGAACGAUUAAAGGAAUUAUUAAAGACUAGAUUACAUCAAAACGGAUGGAAUGAUAUUAUUUCUUCCGCUUUCCGAGAAAGCAUGGAAGAGCGAGAGCUCGCAGAAUUAUCAGUACCAAGUAUUGUUCACGAUUUACUUCCUAUUGCUCGAUCUAAAAUACCCGACAGCGUUAAAUACGAAGUUGUCCAACAAAUUCAACUUUUUCUUGAAAAAGAUCAAGACUACUCUGAAUUGUACAGUACACCACCAUUACCGACCACUCCCAAAAAGUAG